Messenger RNA from Apiotrichum porosum, 1002 nucleotides. RefSeq lists its product as uncharacterized. The record is from RefSeq and is a predicted model, not a curated record. Gene Ontology annotation, molecular function: protein tyrosine phosphatase activity. The transcript has 4 exons. Gene Ontology annotation, biological process: protein dephosphorylation. Lineage: Eukaryota; Fungi; Basidiomycota; Tremellomycetes; Trichosporonales; Trichosporonaceae. Bases 1 to 1002 code for a protein of 333 amino acids.
AUGCCGCCCUCGCUGUCGUCUACACCGCACUCCAUGCCCACAGUCCUGCAGGCAUGGAACACUCUUGAAAACCGCGAACUCGCCCGCUCCACCCUCUCAGCCUGCGCUCACAGGGCAUCCGCACCAGAGGACCUCUACUACUCGGUCGAAGAGUCGCGUGCCGCGGGGACCAAGAACCGCUACCGUGAUGUCCUGGCCUAUGACCGCACAAGCGUCCGUGUAGACGGUAACGGAUACCUCAACGCCAACGUCGUGGCCGAUACCAAGGGCCAGUGGUGGGUUGCCGCUCAGGCGCCACUGCCCAACACCUUCCACACCUUCUUCCGUGCGAUGCAGACCCGAGCUGCUACCAACUCGCCUGCAAUCCCUCGUUCAGCACCAGUCACCAAGCAGUCGCCACCAGGCAACGCACGGACAGCGAUCCUUGUGCAGCUCACCGGUUGGACUGAGAGGGGAAUGGCCAAGGCAGACCCUUAUGUUCCACGUGGCACCGGUCUACGCCACGCCGCCGUGUUUGGCAACAGGCGUGGGGAGUCGCUGAGGCUGUCCAUGACUCGCCAGACGGCUCUCUCGAACGCCUCCUCGACACACAGUGAGCUCCUUGUCCAGUCCAGGGACGGAGAUGACCUUGUCAUCAACCACUACUACUUUGACGCGUGGCCCGACCACGGCGUGCCCGAAGGUGCCAGUGUCGCCAAGCUUCUCGAGUUGCUCAAGGAGGUCGUUCGCGUCCGCGACGAGAAUGGCGGCCAGGACAACUGUGAGCUCUGGGUCCAUUGCUCGGCCGGUAUUGGCCGCACGGGAACUUUCAUCUCCCUCAUGUCUCUCCUCUACCCAGGCUCAGACGAGGUGAGGACGUUCGUCCCGCUCAAGCCCGUGAAGGAGAAUGACGAGGUUCUGCGUCUCGUCGAUGGACUGCGCGAUUACCGCAAAUCCAUGGUCCAGACCCCGGAACAGCUUCAGCUUGUUUACCAGGUCGUGGCAGAGGCCACGUCCAGGUGA